Molecule: messenger RNA, 811 nt
Organism: Lingula anatina
Lineage: Eukaryota; Metazoa; Brachiopoda; Lingulata; Lingulida; Lingulidae
Product: solute carrier family 43 member 3-like
Source: RefSeq, a predicted model, not a curated record
UUGUCCAAAACCCUACAUUCUGGAUGCUGCUGUUGUUGUCAGCACACCCUCAUUGUAACAUACCAAGGCUGUUUCUAUGCGAUCAUAAAUUACUAUGGGAACAAUGUCAAGAGCACAGUUAGUACGUAUACGGACGUGUAUUCCUGGUUCCAAGUGGGUUCUCUGUUCUGGGCCUUGCUGACUGGUUUGAUGCUAGAUAAAUAUGUUGCCACGGCAAGCAAAGACGACAAAGAGCGAUGUUUCGUGGUUCCAUUUUUCUUGACUGUUUUGGCAGGCGUCAUUGUAUCCAUAGCUUGUGUCAUCCCCAUUAUCGAAAUACAGUAUGUGGCCAUAUUCUUUCAUUCUGUGUUGAAAACUGGGAGUUUUGCCGUGCAUUUGGCAUACGUGAUAUCUGCGUUUCCGAAGGAACAUUUUGGAAAGGCUUUUGGCAUACAAGUCACCGUAAGUUGUUUACUGGCCUUUAUUGAACUACCAAUAUUUUCCUGGUACAAGUACAGCCUGAAAAGUGACCAACUCUGGUUGGGAGUACUGUUUCUGGGAAUAUGCUUCACGGCCAGCUGUUUGCCUUUCUAUCACCUUUGGCGUCGGUGUCGAUCCACUAGGUCUCUCAGCUACGCACGUUGUAGUGACAGGGAGACUAGAUGAUAAUAAUAAUAAUAAUAAAGUAUUUAAUAAGUAAAUCUGCAGAAGGCGCCAUCAUAUACCCAAUGUUCAACAAGACAUUCAGAGGGCAAACGGAGCCAACUUAUCCGCUUAUGAUCUCUCCGUGUUCACACGCACCAUUAAACGGAUUAAAUCGCGACCUCGAUGU